AUGGUUGUAAUCUCUGAACUUUCCGGCGGCUCCAAUGGCGGUGAUCCAUACAAGAAUCCUCAAGAAGAAGAAGAAGUGAAUCUUGCUCCGAUCCCUCCUCGACAAAUCCCAGAGUUACUCAUCGCAAGAACCGUCGCACUCGUCCGGAGAAGUCAUUACCCGAGGCUAUCUCUCAUCUCCAGAACCUUCCGUUGCGUCAUCUCUUCGCCGGGACUCUACCAAAGGCGCUUGCAACUCGGCCUCACUGAACCGGUUCUUUACGCUUCGAUCCGAUUCCCUCAUGUUAGUUACAAGCCGAGCUGGUACAUUCUCACUUGUAACGUUCCAAGAAUGAUCAAAAUCACUUCGCUUCCUCCUAUGAAUCCUGGAUCUUCUGUGGUCUCAAUCGGAUACAAGAUGUAUGUGAUCGGUGGUUGGAUCGGGUUAGACCACCCUGUAUCGUCCGCGUUUGUCAUGGACUGUAGAUUCCACACGUGUGACUAUCUCCCGAGUAUGCGCAGGGCUCGCUACCGUGCAGCCGCCGGAGUCAUUGACAGAAAGAUUUAUGUCAUCGGAGGUUGCGAGGAGAAGCGUAAUGCAUAUGAUGGUUGGAUCGAAGCGUUCGAUGUAGAUAACGGGCUUUGGUGGACUGUGCCUGAUCCAUUCCCCGAGAAUUCUAAUUUGCCAGGAGGAGAGUUUUUGACAUCUGUGGUGAUGCAGAAUAGGAUUUACAUUAUGGAUGCUCUCUGUGUUUUGGUCUACGAACCAAGACAUGGUACAUGGCAGUCAUGCGUUCAUGGAUCAUCUAAGCUGAUGAAUUUUUGGAGCAACCCGUCUUGUGUGAUUGAGGAUCUCUUGUAUAGCAUUUGUCUUUUUAAACAUCCAAUAGUGGUAUUUGAUCCAGUUGAAAUGGUUUGGAGUCCUGUGAAGGGUUUAGAUGGUUUGCCUGACCUCAGAUACUCUGUGUGUGAAAUGGCGAAUGUGGGUGGGAAGCUGAUGGUUUUGGGCACUUCAAACACCACGUACAAUGAUAUUUGGUGCAUAGAGAUCACGUUAGAACGACGUGAAGGAGGUGAGAUUUGGGGGAAGGUCGAUUCAAAGGCGACUGUGCUUAUCUCCGCGACCUCGCCUUCUAUUAAUCUUUGUUGCUCUGUUACGGUUUGAUGAUC
Molecule: messenger RNA, 1148 nt
Organism: Camelina sativa (false flax)
Lineage: Eukaryota; Viridiplantae; Streptophyta; Magnoliopsida; Brassicales; Brassicaceae
Source: RefSeq, a predicted model, not a curated record